Molecule: messenger RNA, 2679 nt
Organism: Sebastes umbrosus (honeycomb rockfish)
Lineage: Eukaryota; Metazoa; Chordata; Actinopteri; Perciformes; Sebastidae
Gene: hspa9
Product: heat shock protein 9
Exons: 16
Coding region: 314-2371 (685 amino acids)
Biological process (GO): protein refolding; cellular response to unfolded protein
Cellular component (GO): cytoplasm; mitochondrion
Molecular function (GO): ATP binding; ATP-dependent protein folding chaperone; ATP hydrolysis activity
Source: RefSeq, a predicted model, not a curated record
GCCCGGUUCGGGGUCCUGCAGCGGUGGCUGGUGCAACAUGUGUUGGGUAAUCCUUCUCUUCUAGAAGAAGCUUCGUAGGUUCUCUGCUGUUGCACUGUUGCUGGACCUGGACCUGGACCUGUCCACCGCUAGCUCGACCCGGGACACGCCGUCUGGACGCCUGAACACACCCGGAGACACCCGGAGACACCCGGAGACACGACAUCUAGAAGCUGUUCAACUGAUCAGGGUUCUGUUUGGACAUUAGUCGCUGCGGCGUUGUUUUAUCACUGUUAGCCUGUUAGCCUGUUAGCCUGUUAGCCGAGUUGUCAAAAUGUUGAGUGUCGCCAAAAGCGUUUCAAGGACUCUCCCAACAAGGAACUGUACAAGAAGUGUGUCCUCUUUGAUGAAGAAGGCAUGCUGGAGUGGCGGCUUCCAACCAGAUGCUCUGCGAGCUCUGGCCAGGAGGGAUUAUGCGUCAGAGGCCAUCAAGGGCGCAGUCAUUGGCAUUGAUCUGGGAACCACUAACUCAUGUGUCGCAGUCAUGGAAGGGAAACAGGCCAAGGUAUUGGAGAAUGCAGAGGGAGCCAGGACGACUCCUUCAGUCAUCGCAUUCACAGCAGACGCGGAGCGUCUGGUGGGCAUGCCCGCUAAACGCCAGUCAGUCACCAACCCUACGAACACACUGUACGCCACCAAGAGACUGAUCGGACGUCGCUUUGACGACCCCGAAGUCCAGAAAGACCUGAAGAACGUCCCCUUCAAGAUUGUGCGUGCAUCUAAUGGUGAUGCUUGGGUGGAGGCUCAUGGGAAAAUGUACUCCCCCAGCCAGGCUGGAGCCUUCGUCCUGAUGAAGAUGAAGGAGACUGCAGAGAACUAUCUGGGAACCAAAGUGAAGAACGCUGUGGUCACUGUACCAGCCUACUUCAACGACUCUCAGAGACAGGCUACCAAAGAUGCCGGUCAGAUUGCGGGUCUGAACGUCCUGCGUGUGAUCAACGAGCCAACAGCGGCUGCGCUGGCCUACGGCCUGGACAAAACCCAGGAUAAAAUUAUUGCUGUGUAUGAUCUGGGUGGAGGUACGUUUGAUAUCUCAGUCCUGGAGAUCCAGAAGGGAGUUUUUGAGGUGAAGUCCACCAACGGAGACACCUUCCUAGGGGGAGAGGACUUCGACCAGCACCUCCUUCAACACAUUGUCAAGGAGUUCAAGAAAGAGUCUGGUGUGGAUCUGAUGAAAGACAACAUGGGUCUCCAGAGAGUCCGAGAGGCUGCUGAGAAGGCCAAGUGUGAGCUGUCCUCUGCACUGCAGACUGACAUCAACCUCCCCUACCUGACCAUGGAUGCCUCUGGUCCCAAACAUCUCAACAUGAAGCUGACCCGCUCUCAGUUUGAAGGCAUCGUGGCCGACCUGAUCCGACGCACCGUGGCUCCCUGUCAGAAGGCCAUGCAGGACGCCGAGGUGUCCAAGGGAGACAUAGGAGAGGUGCUGCUGGUCGGAGGCAUGAGCCGUAUGCCCAAGGUUCAACAGACAGUUCACGACCUGUUCGGCCGCGCUCCCAGCAAGUCCGUUAACCCUGAUGAGGCCGUUGCCAUAGGAGCAGCCAUCCAGGGGGGGGUUUUGGCCGGCGAUGUCACUGAUGUUCUGCUGUUGGAUGUGACACCACUGUCUCUGGGUAUUGAGACCCUGGGCGGAGUCUUCACCAAACUCAUCAACAGGAACACCACGAUUCCCACCAAGAAGAGCCAGGUGUUCUCCACAGCAGCUGAUGGACAGACUCAGGUAGAGAUCAAGGUGUGUCAGGGAGAGAGAGAGAUGGCAGCAGACAACAAGGUGCUGGGUCAGUUCACUCUGGUGGGAAUCCCCCCCGCCCCCCGCGGUGUUCCUCAGGUUGAGGUCACCUUCGACAUUGACGCCAACGGCAUCGUCCAUGUCUCAGCCAAGGACAAGGGGACAGGCCGAGAGCAGCAGAUUGUGAUCCAGUCAUCGGGAGGUCUCAGUAAGGACGACAUCGAGAACAUGAUCAAGAAUGCUGAGAAGUACGCGGAGGAGGACAGGAGGAGAAAGGACCGUGUGGAGGCCGUCAACAUGGCUGAGGGCAUCGUCCAUGACACCGAAUCCAAGAUGGAGGAGUUCAAGGACCAACUUCCUGCUGAUGAGUGCACCAAGCUGAAGGAGGAGAUCUCAAAGGUCAGGGAUCUUCUGACCAACAAGGACUCCGAAACAGGAGAGAACAUCAAACAGGCGGCCACCAACCUGCAGCAGGCCUCACUUAAACUCUUUGAGAUGGCCUACAAGAAGAUGGCGGCAGAGCGGGAAGGCAGCGGCGGCAGCAGCAGCAGUGGCAGCAGCUCGGGCUCAUCAGAGGGAGAGAAGAAAGAAGGCCAGCAGUAGACCUUUGCACUAGUGUGUCACUGGGUUUCCAUGACAACGGAGAACUGUCUGGCUUGGCGGUGGGCUGGGAGGGGACAGUGGCAGUCUUGAGUGAUGAGCUGAAUCUUAGUCAUUCUCACCAUAUUAUUAUUCUACUGUGUUUUGGCAGUAAAAUUCUCUAGCGAAAAGUGAAUUGUCAACGUAUGCUCCUCCAUGUCUGUUUGUAAUUUAAUCGUCUCAAAAACAAUGUCAUGUAUGUUUAUUUUUACAAAGCUGUUAAUUUACAUUCUGAGGUAGUAAAGGUUCUUUUUGUUGUGUCUAAGACAUCA